This is a messenger RNA of Scomber scombrus (Atlantic mackerel), 750 nucleotides long. It is a transcript of the gene dmrt2a, whose product is annotated as doublesex and mab-3 related transcription factor 2a. The transcript has 3 exons. Gene Ontology annotation, biological process: regulation of transcription by RNA polymerase II; sex differentiation. The record is from RefSeq and is a predicted model, not a curated record. Gene Ontology annotation, molecular function: RNA polymerase II cis-regulatory region sequence-specific DNA binding; DNA-binding transcription factor activity, RNA polymerase II-specific. The coding region runs from base 1 to 750 and encodes 249 amino acids. Lineage: Eukaryota; Metazoa; Chordata; Actinopteri; Scombriformes; Scombridae. Gene Ontology annotation, cellular component: nucleus.
AUGACAGACGCCGCCGGUUGCGAGUUUGAAAUCGACGUGGAGAGUUUGGAGACGGAGAGCGACGAUCCUGCAGAUUCCCCUAGCGCGGCUCCUCUCGGCCAGUGUGAGGACGACGGAGACGGCAUCAAGAGCCAAGACAAGCCGGGCCCGAGCGGCUCAUGUCCCGGGGAUCAGAGGAAGCUGAGCCGGACACCGAAGUGCGCCCGGUGCCGCAACCACGGCGUGGUGUCCUGCCUGAAGGGACAUAAGCGCUUCUGCAGGUGGAGGGACUGUCAGUGCGCCAAUUGCCUGCUGGUGGUGGAGAGGCAGCGCGUGAUGGCGGCGCAGGUGGCCCUUAGGAGGCAGCAAGCCACGGAGGAUAAGAAAGGAAUAUCUGGGAAACAAAUUCCAGCAGAGAGGAGGACGAUAUAUCAGCGACAUAUUCGACCAUCCACCAUGCUGGCCAAAAGCAUCCUUGAAGUCAACUCCUUUCACUCCCUGAUCCAGCACUCCCUAAGUGAAAAACCCAGUGCCGGGGCCGGGCCAGAGCUCAGGGCGCCGUAUUGCAAAGAGUUCUUAGAGGAGGCUGCCCGCAAGUUCAGGGAGAGCUCUGCCAAAGACGUUCAGGCCGUCAAAAUCACAGACAGAUACGCCAAAGACUUUCUGUCCAAACCUGUAGGGACCAAGAUGGCAGCCAGUGAGUCUUUGUCUUUCUCUGUGGAAGCCAUACUGAAAAGACCCACACCUGCCAUGAGUCGAGCAUUCCAUUAA